Messenger RNA from Stegastes partitus (bicolor damselfish), 748 nucleotides. RefSeq lists its product as uncharacterized. Bases 16 to 711 code for a protein of 231 amino acids. The record is from RefSeq and is a predicted model, not a curated record. Lineage: Eukaryota; Metazoa; Chordata; Actinopteri; Pomacentridae. The transcript is spliced from 6 exons.
UUGCACUGAGCCACAAUGAAGACUUUGUGUGUUGUUGUUGUUGCGUUGAGUCUAAUCUCAGGGUGCCAGUCUGCAUCGCUGGUCUGUGAGACGCUGGGGAAGCCAGUAGACAGAAGUCCAGAUUUUCCAGGGAGAUGGCACCUCGUAGCUACGUCAUCUGACAGCUGUCUGCUUACAUCGGUUUUGUUUUCUUUCCUUGAGCUAAGUGCUUUCGCAGACAUUUACACAACAGACAAACUGAACAACUACAAUAUCAACUUUGGAUAUAAAACGUUUGGACAUUGUGGAAAUGCUACUCAAUUAUUUUUGAUUGAGAAAAACACUAUACAAGUUCAUGAUGACAGAGUUGACCGUGAAAAAAACGUGCUGCUUCAUACUGGUUGUCAUGACUGCUUUGUUGUAAAGAUGGACGGCACUUUACAUCUUUACAGUAGAAGAAUAACCAUCACUGCUGCAGAGAUGAUGGAGUUUCAGAAACAGGCUGACUGUCUUGGCUUGCACAAACCAACAGUCUUAAACACAGAUCACGACCGUGAAAACUGCAAGCCAUUAGACGAUAUAAAUACUGAUGAGACGGAAUUUCAACUCUUAGCUCAACAAAGACUGAGAAACAUGGUCAACGACUUCUACAUGUGUGCUAAAGAAACGUAUCUUUACUACCCCCGUCUUGCCUAUGAGUGGGCUCAGCAAACGUGGGCUAAUCUUUGGUAAAUGCACAAAAAAUAAAAUAAACAUUCUCCUACUUCAA